This is a messenger RNA of Ipomoea triloba (trilobed morning glory), 1211 nucleotides long. Its product is annotated as NADH dehydrogenase [ubiquinone] flavoprotein 2, mitochondrial. The coding region runs from base 113 to 877 and encodes 254 amino acids. Lineage: Eukaryota; Viridiplantae; Streptophyta; Magnoliopsida; Solanales; Convolvulaceae. Gene Ontology annotation, molecular function: NADH dehydrogenase activity. The transcript is spliced from 10 exons. Gene Ontology annotation, biological process: mitochondrial electron transport, NADH to ubiquinone. The record is from RefSeq and is a predicted model, not a curated record.
UCCGGUGACCCGAAUCAAAGAGCCACAGUGAGAGACCUUCUUAUUUUCUCUUGGCCCCAACGAGUUCCAUUCUCACCGUUGAAGCAGCUCCUACCAUCGCCGGAGAACCAAAAUGCUAGCUCGUCUCGCCGGCCAACGCUUGGCGGAGAUCCGCCAAGCCUUCCGUGGAAUUCCCCAGGCUUCGCGAUCGUUUUCUACUGCACUCAAUUAUCACCUUGACGGCCCUGAUAACAAUCCUGACUUGCCUUGGGAGUUUACGGAGGCAAACAAGAGAAAGGCUAAGGAAAUAUUAUCUCACUAUCCAUCCAACUAUAAGCAAUCUGCAGUCAUUCCUUUGCUUGAUCUUGCACAACAGCAACAUGGGGGCUGGCUUCCUGUUUCAGCAAUGAAUGCGGUGGCUAAGAUUAUUGAAGUUGCUCCCAUUCGUGUAUACGAGGUUGCAACCUUCUACUCCAUGUUCAACCGAUCAAAGGUUGGCAAGUACCACCUUUUGGUUUGUGGCACAACACCUUGUAUGAUACGUGGUUCAAGAGAGAUUGAAGAGGCAUUACUGAAACACCUUGGAGUUAAGCGCAAUGAAGUGACAAAAGAUGGCUUAUUCUCUGUUGGAGAGAUGGAAUGCAUGGGGUGCUGUGUAAAUGCUCCAAUGAUUACAGUUGCUGACUACUCCAAUGGAUCUGAAGGUUAUACUUACAACUAUUAUGAAGAUCUCAAUCCUAAACGAGUUAUAGAAAUUGUGGAGGCAUUUAGAAGAGGCGAAAAGCCACAGCGUGGCACGCAAAACCCACAGCGUCAGAAUUCUGGGCCAGAAGGAGGAAACACUACAUUGUUAGGGGAGCCCAAGGCUCCACCAUGUCGGGAUCUUGAUGCCUGCUGAUCAAAGUCGGUUUCUUUUUUUUCUGGUGUUUCUAAAUUCUAAUAAAUGCUAAAUAGGAUGUUGUAGGGGCAUCCAUCCAAUUGUGUGCUGUUGAUUAUCCAACGCAGCUGAAAAAAGAGAUUAUUUGAUUGUUCUCAUAAUUUCCGUGCUGGUAUGCACACAUGCCCUCUAAAAUUUUCUUCAUUGUUGAAUUUAUGGCUGUCUUGUUUAGCCGCAUAAGCCAGUUUAUGUGUACAACCUGUUGUGAAAUAACUUGAAAUGAGAUGAGAACAGACUUUUUGCUUAUAUGAUUUAUGGAGGAUAAAAAAAGAACUUGGGCACUGUUCACAUCAAA